Messenger RNA from Racocetra persica, 320 nucleotides. NCBI's taxonomy places the organism in Eukaryota, Fungi, Glomeromycota, Glomeromycetes, Diversisporales, Gigasporaceae. The record is from the annotation of a GenBank genome assembly.
GGAACCAGUCUAUUUCUCUCACUUUAACCUCUUCACCAAUGAUGAAAUUAGAACUUAACGAAAAAGCGCAAAAUGUUUUUGGAGAUGUCCGUGGAAUAGUGAAGGAAGUAAUGAGAACCGCAAGGCUUUUUUCAAAUCUUGAUACGUCUAUGAAAUCCACUCAUCAGUCUUUACAAAAAUUAACACAAGGAAUAAACGAACUUCAAGAAAAAAAUAAUCAGAUAUUAGAUUUAUUAUAUAUGCUUCCUCAAGUAUCUGAGGGAUUAAAAAUUGAAGGAUUGGUUAGACGUCCUCCUGAAGCUAAUAAUAAUUUAAUAUAA